AUGGGCAGAAGCUGGUGCUCCUUGGGACAGCUGCCAUCGGGGGAAGGAUAUGACUUUGCUCAUACUGCCAUGGUCAUUCACUGGGGGACCAGAUGGGGCAUCAGCCAGUUCCUUCAAGCUACAGGGCGUGCGGCGCGGGGUGCUGGGGAGAUUGGCUGGUCAUAUGCCAUCAUCCCCCCCCUCUCUCAGCCAUUCCCAGCGCCGGCGGAUCUGGAGGAACAGUUUUUCCAUGAGUAUCUGCAGGCACAGGUCUGCCGGCGGUCCCUAAUCAAUAGGGAAUUCAAUGGUCGGGCUACCCAGGGGUGUUUGGCGCAUGAGAAGGCCUGUGACCUCUGUCAGGUCAGGCAGGAGGAGCUUCACAUGGUCUCUGCUAGGGCUAGGGAGGCCCUUGGGGAUGGGGAAGGCCUCAGGCUGAAGCUGAAGGCAUACAUUAAGUUUUUUGAGUAUGGUAUCUGCCUCUAUUGCUUUCUGAUGACCCAAAUAAACCCAUCCCAGCCAGGAAUGGAUUAUCAUCACCAUCAUCAGCAAUGUACUCAUGCCCAAUCUCUAAUUUCCAGCUUCAACAAGCAUCGCCACCAGUUCCACUUUGAGCCUCAUGGGGGAUGCUUUCUCUGCCUACUUCCUACCAGAGCCUGUGGAAAUAGCACUAGAGAUGGAGAUCAAUGCUUUU
Molecule: messenger RNA, 670 nt
Organism: Monascus purpureus
Lineage: Eukaryota; Fungi; Ascomycota; Eurotiomycetes; Eurotiales; Aspergillaceae
Source: the annotation of a GenBank genome assembly